Messenger RNA from Pistacia vera, 846 nucleotides. RefSeq names its product DET1- and DDB1-associated protein 1. Gene Ontology annotation, biological process: positive regulation of proteasomal ubiquitin-dependent protein catabolic process. The record is from RefSeq and is a predicted model, not a curated record. Gene Ontology annotation, cellular component: Cul4-RING E3 ubiquitin ligase complex. NCBI's taxonomy places the organism in Eukaryota, Viridiplantae, Streptophyta, Magnoliopsida, Sapindales, Anacardiaceae. The transcript has 4 exons. Bases 187 to 474 code for a protein of 95 amino acids.
AAACGGGCCUGAAAGGAGAGCGAAUAAAUUUGGAUAAGCAAAUUAUAAUGGAUGCAUAACUGUAAUGUAAGGUAAUGUAAAUGUCAAGUUCAUUCUAGAAUCGUGCGUGGCAUUGUGCACUUUCUCUCUUUGUUUGUGCGCGGUGGUGGCUUCAGAGAUUAGGGCGCAGAAACCAGCACAUCUGCAAUGGGGUCUAUGCUCGGUGACUGGCCCUCUUUUGACCCUCACAACUUCAGCCAACUUCGACCUUCUGAUUCUUCCAACCCAUCUAAAAUGUCACCUGCCACCUAUCGUCCUACUCAUAGCCGAGCUCUUCCACCACCUGAUCAAGUUAUUACAACUGAAGCAAAAAAUAUUCUUAUAAGAAAUAUAUAUCAGCGUGCUGAAGAGAAGUUGAGACCAAAGAGAGCUGCCUCUGAACAUUUAGUACCAGAGCACGGAUACAAGCAACCUAGGGCUUCUACCUCACACUAAGCUUUACUGCUUUUAGUUGGAAAUCCAACAGUUACUAUCGUCCAUGUAGAUAUAUCAUGUCAAAUAUGUAUUCAGUUGUAAACUGUUGCUGAGUUGCCUGCCCAAUAGUAGUCCUGUUAAAUUAGACAUGUACAUUUUGCGCAUAUAAAGCAGAUUUACCCAGGUUAUCCCUAUAAGAAGUUGCAGUAUGAUGUAUGGUUUCAUGUUUCUGUGCCUUUGUUUUGGUUUAUGUGGUGCGACUGAUGCCCGCAACAAUGCUCCAUAUGUUUAUUUCUUUACAUGUUGCAAGUGUUCUGCUGCACCUGAUUUUAGUGUAUGGUGCAAGCAUUGUUGUUUUUGGUGAUGUUCUUUGAUACAAGUUUGGUGUGGGUU